Cordyceps militaris CM01 is the source of this 3399-nucleotide messenger RNA. Its product is annotated as C6 transcription factor FacB. The record is from RefSeq and is a predicted model, not a curated record. The transcript is spliced from 3 exons. Gene Ontology annotation, biological process: regulation of DNA-templated transcription; DNA-templated transcription. Lineage: Eukaryota; Fungi; Ascomycota; Sordariomycetes; Hypocreales; Cordycipitaceae. Gene Ontology annotation, molecular function: DNA binding; zinc ion binding; DNA-binding transcription factor activity, RNA polymerase II-specific. Bases 1 to 3399 code for a protein of 1132 amino acids.
AUGGAUUUAGACUCGGGCGUCGUCGACCCUCGCUCCGGCCUGGUAGUGGAUGUGGGUGUUGGUGUGGGCUCAGCCGGUUCAUGUUUCGCACCAUCUGCGAUUCCGCCAAACGGCUGCCACAGCCUCGUCGUCUCCAACGCCGCCCCCAAGUCAUCCUCGCUCAGCGUCGAUUCCUCCUUUCUUCAACAACUCGCCUGGCCUCCCGACCUGAAUCCUUUUGCCGAUCCUGGCCAGGCCAUUGGCAACCUCGCCGCCGCGCCGCCCCCCUCGCAUCCGUCGGCCGCACCACCUCGACCGUUUGUGCCCGCCGGUCUCACCGUCGACGUCAGCGCCGCUGCGCUACUAUCCGCCGCCGCCGCACGCGAGUCCAUUGGCUCCUCGACCGCCGCGAGCACCGUCUCGUCGCAGUGCAGCAUCGGCCCCUGCUUCAGCGCGCGCGACUCGGUGAGCACUGCUGCCCUGACCUCGCCCAGCUCCACGGGCAGCAGCAGCGGCGUCUCGCCUCGCUCCUGCGCCGCAGGGAACAAGCCGAACGCCGCCGCCGCCGCUUCCGCCAUGUCUGGCCGCCCAUCAGCCAAGCGGCCGGUCGAGCGCGGCGAGAGCAGCGGCGAGGACAGCCCGGCGCACUCGGCCACCGGUAGCCAGAACGGCGCCAGAUCCAAGGUCGCUCGCGUCGAGCGCAGCGUUGAAGACUUUUCGUCCGUGGUCAAGAACCGCCUGCAGUCUUAUACACGCACUGGCCAGGCCUGCGACCGAUGCAAGGUUCGAAAGAUUCGAUGCGAUGCCCUACCCGAGGGCUGCUCUCACUGCAUAAACCUAAAUCUCGACUGCUUCGUCACCGACAGGGUCUCUGGACGCACCGAACGCCGUGGCUACAUGCAAGAGCUGGAACGCGAUAAAAAUGGCAUGGUAUCGCAUAUUCGGCAGCUCGAAAAUCUUUUGUUAGAGAAUGGACUCCAGGUCCGACCCUGGCAAGAAGAAAAGUCUAGCCCCGAUGCCGAUGCCGAAACCGCCGAAACCGCCGAGCAGCCGUCCCACGAGUCUCCGCCGUCCGGCUGGGCGCAGGUAGGAUCUUUAUGGGUCAAGAAUUAUACGAAAAAGCCCUCGUAUUCUCCACGAUUCCCGCGCAGCAAGCUCGAAACUCGCUCAGAGUCUAAAGGCACCCUUGCGGGCCGCAACGUUGCGCCACUCAAUUUCAUGCGAGGCACCAAGCUCACCUUCCUGGGCACGACCAUUGACACGAGCUCAUUCCCCAUCGCAGAUGUUGAUGAGCCCGAAGAUCCUACCGACACGACGCCUCUCUACAACAAAUCCUCUCACGCAUUUCUCCAGACCACGGCGGGUGUCAACCCACCUGUGCAGGUCGACUUGCCUUCGCGGCAGGAAGCCUUUACCUAUGCGGAAUGGUAUUUCAUGACUAUGGGCGCUUUUCUCCCUGUUGUCCAUCAGCCAACAUUCAUGGCACUGCUUACGCGAGUAUACGAUGAACCGGAUUUUCAACCGAGUGCCGCGCAGAUUGCACAGGUACACAUGAUCUUUGCGACCAUUCUCUUCCAAUACGGGGUGCGAAACUGGCAACAAGCAGACCAGCGCCAUCACCUCAACGACCUCUCCAACAAGCACUUCCACUUUGCCGUCUCAAAAUGGCACCAGUUGUUAUUAUCGAGAGAACUGGAAGCUGUGCAGGCCUUGGCUCUGAUGGCUUCUCACGUCAGACAAUUCCCCAAGCUAGGAUGCGGAUCAUUCGUUGCGCAUGCAGUGCUGCAGCGUGCCAUUGACUUUAAUUUGCAUCGAAAAUUCCAGCAAAAAGGCGAAAAGACCAAUCUCAUGAACGAGAUGCGCAAACGAAUGUGGUGGAGCAUUCUCAUGAGCGUUGUUUCCAUCACUGGUCGCCGGGGAUAUCCUGUCCCUAUCGCUGUCGAGGAAAUCGAUGCCGAGUUCCCAGAGCCGAUUGCAGAUGAGCUACUUAGUGACGAAGGAGUGGAUAUGUCGCGCACUCUCCCCUGUCCAUUUGAGGCUGCCAUUGCCGGGUUCAAGAUCACACCCAUCUUCAUGGAAGUCUUUUCAAAUAUCCACAGCGUUCGAGGCGACCCGCAAAGUUAUCUCUCCGUUGUUGAAGCGCUAGAAGAACAACUUGAGCUGUGGGAGUCCGAAUUACCCAAGUCACUCCGGCUCUCCGACGACGCAGUCUUGGAUUAUCAAACGCUAGCACCUCUGUUCAUGCGCACAUAUGUGCUGGAAGUUCGUCUAUCUCUGCGUCAUCCCGGUGUGGCAAUGACCACAGACAAGCAAAUCCUUGCGGCUAAUACCCGCAUUUGUGCUGAGACUGGAAGAGAGUACCUACGCGUUGCACAAAAAAUCCAGCAACUCAAAUGCCUGGAUACAACUUGGUACACAGUCUCCUUUGCCUCUGCAUGUAUCUUUGCCGUGCUGGUCGCCCAGUGGGAAAAGAGAUUUGAAACCACAGAGGACGAGUUUUCUUCCUUGCAAAAGGACAUGGCCAGCUGGAUGUCAAUAUUAGAAGAUAUCGGCGCAAUUCUUGUUUUCCAAGGUACCAAACAGAGUAUUGCGGACGAAAUCAGGCGAAUCAUGGAGCGGACCCUUGGCUGGAUUCGACAUGACAUGGACCACAAAGAAGACGAGAAGAAGGGGAUGAAAACGAAGCCAGUUUCUGGCAAAAACAAACAGCCCCCCAAGUCUCAGCCGAAGGGGAGACGUCGUUCCGACUCACUUCCACGGAAGCAAUCGCGCAAGCCAACCCACCCACAUAUUGAAGAAAGCGGACACACGUCCCUACAGGCUGCGCAGCAAUCUCAGCCGCAGGCAGUGACGCAAACACUAGCUGACACUCAAGCACCAGCUGGUGAUGUUGUGAAUGCUGCGAACGCAGAUGGCACCAACAAAGGGUAUUUUCCUGGGCAACCGAUGGCAACACAGCCAAACUAUCAACCCAUGGCAUAUAACGGGCCUCGCCAGCAAAAUCCGAGUCCCGCUGGGUAUCAGGCUGAUGCGGCGAUGCUGUAUAACAGCCCAUCAACGGAUCUCUCACCGAUGACGGAUUCCGUGCCCACCAACCGUCUGAUUGCAUUCGCCUCUCCCGCAAAUCAGCACAUGCCGGCGUCCAACGAAGCCGAGUACAUGUGGAAUGGGCGCGGGAACACCUGGCAAGACUGGACGGCCGCGAUCGCGGAUACGGAUGACCGCUACAGCGCCAAUGCUUUGCUGACCCUCGGGGGCGGUCCGAUGCAGCACCAAGGAACCCAGCCGAUGGAUUCAUCAUUCAUCAUCGGUCAAGGCAACUCGCUGAGCCAGCCAGGCGGCGGCAUUCACCAAGCGGCCCAGCCGGGACAGACGUGGCCAAUCAUGAUGUUUGACAACAACUCUGCAACCUCGGGAUAG